AUGCCGUUUCCAACUGUUGCCGAUGAAGGCAACUCCUUUGACGACUUCUUCGACGAAGAGAAGUACAGGCUUGACGGCAGUGAUGAGGAAAAUAAAGCUCACCCAGACCAAAUCGAAACUCUUUUCGCCGACGCCUUUAACCAGGACGAAUACAGACUUCCGUCACUUGAUGCCUCAGCGGCGAAGACGGAUCAUUCACCUCCUCAACCGUGGCGCAAGGGCAUGUGGUGUUUGAAGCAAAGACAACAACCUCCAAGGCUUGCAGUGGAGAAAACGCGGCGACAAGAGACAAAGAGGACAGAGCCAAUUCAAACAAUGAAUCCCAUAUAUCAUAACUUCCAUCUGGCGCAAGGACCCGUGUCGCCACUGGAGAUCAGCUCGCCCAGCCGAACAAAGAGAUUCAUCACCUCGCCCGCUGUUGGAGGGUUUGAUCCAACCACGUACGUCCGGCCUCCCUUCUCUCGCGAACCCACCUUAUCACCGAGCCCGAUGUAUGCCCAACUCCCUAUAUCGCCGUGCGCCGGUCAUGGCGACAUGAGCAACUGGCAGCAGGACUUUCAAAACUUUCACCUGCGCAUGCCGUUCGAACGUCCGUUGCUGCCUCAAUCCAUCUCAAAUAAGCAGAAUGAACAAAGCCGUUUGGCCCGCCACAUGAACGCCGCUAUAAUGAGCCGGAACCAGGGCAUAACUGGUCAAGGACGUGGGUACUUUGACGAGUACAGCUCAAGCCACGCAGAGACGGGUGCCAUUGAUCCCGUGCUGCUUAGCCCCCAGUACGAGACGCCGCAGGACAACCACCAGGCCUGCGGCGCUGACUCAUUCCUUUUGCACGACAGUCAUGCUACGCAUGGCCUGAAUGCGAUGCCGUCUCCAACCAGCACAAACCUGCCGUCAUCGGGUAGCUCGACUGAGUCCCAGAGCGCCAGGUCGCAUACCUCCAAUACAAACCUUAGCAUGCACUCAAAAGCCAUCUUUUCGCACCCCACAGCAACUGCUCAUCCUCCGCUGCCGACACUGGCACCGGCAGAGACUUACCCUGCAUUGGUUGCUCCCACUCCAAAACGUGUGGCCCAUCCGAUUCUGCAUCAGCCGAACGACAACUCAUUGACUGGACUUGGAAUCCAGUAUCCAGAGCUGGAACAGAUGAGUCAAGCCGUCCUCUACGAGCCGCAGGGAUACAUCCGGCAAGCCCCUGCUCCCAUUGGCGUUGCAUUGCCUUACCCUCCUGCGACAAUGGCACCAAACGCAAUGUAUUCCUAUCCGCCUCUCCCACCACCUCCGUCUAAUGUCUUUCCGAACCACUCCCUCUUUACCACGCCUCGGAAACAACGGCGGUCACCUUCCCGAUCGCCGUCGCCGUCAGUGUCGCCCACCAACAUCAGUCCCCGACGCAACCCUGCGCGGUCGCCGACCCGCAGUGUAACCGACUACAGCCAGAGUCGACGGAAAUCGAUCCACAAGUCAGGGCCUAUUAAGGAGAGCACUGCACAAGAUCCUAUGCCAGCGACACGGACGAGGUCGUCGUCUCGACCUCCCCGGACACCAAAAGCUCCCAAGACACCUACCGGCGGAGGAGCGGUGCUUGAUUUCGUGAAUUUCACGCCCAAGGAUUCUGCCAAGUUGUUGAGCGAUGUUGCACCAAGCGGGAGUUCCAAGACGAGGGCUCGAAGAGAGCAGGAAGCGAAAGAAAAGAGGAAAAAGCUAAGCGAGGCAGCAUUGAAGGCUGUCAAAGUCGCGGGAGGAGAUGUGGCUGCGUUUGAGAGGGAGAUUUUCACGUAG
This is a messenger RNA of Cladophialophora bantiana CBS 173.52, 1779 nucleotides long. RefSeq lists its product as uncharacterized. Lineage: Eukaryota; Fungi; Ascomycota; Eurotiomycetes; Chaetothyriales; Herpotrichiellaceae. The record is from RefSeq and is a predicted model, not a curated record. The transcript has a single exon. Bases 1 to 1779 code for a protein of 592 amino acids.